This is a messenger RNA of Zeugodacus cucurbitae (melon fly), 9752 nucleotides long. RefSeq lists its product as uncharacterized. The transcript is spliced from 2 exons. Bases 5937 to 6557 code for a protein of 206 amino acids. Lineage: Eukaryota; Metazoa; Arthropoda; Insecta; Diptera; Tephritidae. The record is from RefSeq and is a predicted model, not a curated record.
UUGCUGGUUUUUCAGACAUCUUCAAAUGUACCACAUCCACUAAAGCUUACAUUCCCUUUGAUAACAUAACUUGUGUCUCAACAAAACUCUUCUUUGCCUAGUAAACUAUGCCAAGAGAUCUUACGAAAUGUUUUUGGAUUAUACAUGAUGUUAACCCUAUCCGCCCAUGGGUUCGUACCUAGGUCCCAAUAUAUGUACAACCAACAUGAUUUAAUUGUGUUAUUUAGAAUAUCCUAAUAUAGCAAGUACCAAUUUCAACGAGAGCAAAUUUUGGCUUACGAUCUAGUUGAAGUACCGUAGAUUUCUCCAUGCUGAUCUUAUAUUCGUUGGCAUUUUCACCAAACCCAUCGUUUCCUUAGUAGAGAUCUGUCUAGUUUCGGAUUUUCGAAUACGUUUGUUAAUAUAUAUAUUCGCUGAAGGCGUAUAGUAAAUGAACUACUGAUUUUAUUUCUUUUGACAAACAUAUUCGUUCCUUAUUUGAGCAGGCCUUAGCAUGCUCGCCUUAAUCAUUGACUUGGGGCACUUGUCCAUCAUCGUCAACGUCUAGCCUGACAUUGCUAAUACCACUUGACAGUUAUCGACACAUUAAUUAUGUGCGUAAUAAGCCAUGAGCGCUGAGAGGCUAAGUGAAUAGCAUUUGGAAUCCUAUUAGUACAAAGACUGUAAGAAUGUUGACAAUUUCUCAGCAAUAGAAACACAAUACAAUGGCUACUUUGGGUGCAAAAAAAAAUAGUUUUAAUUGCUAAUAUCAAUAAUUUAAUUUAUCAAUAUUAAUAAUUUUUGACCUCUGACCAUUAUUGUAAAAUUUUGGUUAUAGCUUUGAAAUAAAUUGGUGAAUUAUAGAUUUAUAUAAGUUUAUUAUUAUAACAAUAACUUGAAUGAUGAAAUGUUAAUUUAGAAGUCGUCACUAAACUUUCAUAAGUAAUUUCGCAGCCCGUUCUCUCCGUAUGACAAAAAAAGUUUCUUCAUGCCUUCCUAGCUGAUUUCAUCAAUUUUAAUUACUUGCGAUUAAAUGCAGAGAGCCGACCUAUUCAACCAAAAGGCGUAACGUCAACAUUAGCAUUGUCUAUUAUAUCGAAGCUUCCAACAUUUGCUUUCCUCCAUAUUGAAUUCAAUAGAAUUAAAUUAUUUGCCAUCACAAGAUCACUGAACUGUAACAAGUAAUUAAGUUCUAGUUAAAAUGUCAAUGAUUCUCUACACAGCCUUCCAACGAUGAGCUCAUCAAAUUACACUUAAAAUUACUUAUAUACAAAUAGUUGUAAUUAAAGUUAAUCCCCAGCUGCAAUUUAACUAUUUUAGAUAAUUUCAUUUCGGUUGGGAGAAGUCAAUUUCACAUUUAUUUAUGACCGACUAUAUAAACUUGGAGAGAACUCAAAUAAUUUUCGUAUUUAAUCGGUGACAAACAUUUCACACAAAAAUGAACAAAGUCGUUUGCCUGAUUUUCAAAUACUGCAUUAAUGUUUUCGUUUAUUUUCACCAAAUUAGUGUGAAUGUGGUAACACAGGUUGAAUGGUGCGAGUGCUGCAAUGCUCUUUGGCGAUUGUUCGCUGACAGCAUGAAUGGAAUGUGUAGAACAGUAUAAAAUAGAAUUCAUGUUAAAGACACCGUGAAAUACCGACAAAAGGCAAGCAAAAUCAGUCAACGGUACAGGCAAAUACGCAAAUCACAAAUAAGCAGAAGUUUUGCGAAAAGAAUGGUAGAAAGCACAAUGCGACAAGUUGAGGAUACGAACGGAACCCAAUUUUGUAAAAUUCAGGUGUAAAGAUUUCAAGUUUUCAAGGUUAAGUUAGGUUGUCUCAAGGGUAGAUUUCUACAUCAGCAGAGAAUCUUACUUAGAAGCAUCCGACUAACCUUUCGGACACCCAAAUACACCUGACGGAUCGGAUCGUCAAUACAUAAUGAUUCAACAAAUGGCUUGGACUCUGUUAUAAAGUUCUUAAUGUCGAUUUCAGUCAGUCACUUCGAGAGGUUCGCCGAGGGUCUGCUACCGAGUUGUUUUAACUUUAGUCUUUCAUUUUAGUAGUCUCAUACUAUGAAGAUAGAUACGUGAUUUCUUUAUAGUCCCAUAAGGGAAUUUUUAAAUGUUAAGCUUGAUGUUCUUGGUGGUCCGAGUAACUAACUGAACUGGUUCACUAGGUGCUAGUUUUCUGAAACUACUUUUAUAAAAACUUAUUAUCUUUUUGAAAUCCAUUUAGGGAUGAGGAGGUUACCUCGAUAACGAUUGUGGUUGAUAUUCCUUCUUUAUGCUCUCCAAAAUUCAUACAGCCGAUGUACCCUUAAUUGGAUAAUUAAAUGGGUGCAAUAUUUCGCAAAAUUUUAUACAAUAAUACUAGCCGGUCAUUAAUGAGAAUCUUAAAAGCCGCUUUGAUGCCGUCAUAGAUCUACUUUGUUCGAAUCUACAGUUUGGCUUGUUGCCUGAAAUAGUCUUCAUCAAAUAAGUAGGAAACCCAUUAAUCAUUCCCACCGUUUCCAUCUACUUUUAUCUACCUUUUGAAAGGCCGAACGUUAGUAUGAUAUCUUUGUGGACAAGGCAUAUUGUUUUAGAAUCUAAUUAGCUCGUACAAAUCUGAAGGUCGGAAAUGAGCUGAUUUGGGUCCUUAUCAGAUUAUUCGAUGAAUGUAGUGUAUAUUGUGAUCGAUUUUUUUCCAAGUGUCCUUUCAUUUCGAAGAAACUGGGGGAUCUCGCGAAGGAUUUUAGUGAAAUAAUUAAAAUUUCUUUAAAAAUACCGCCGUGAAAGUAAUUUCUGUUAUGGUUAUGUACUAGAAAUAGGGACGAUUUGUGGUUAUCAUGUGAUACCUUUUAGGUCAUACCAUUGGACACCCGGUUCGGCAAUCGUGUUACUGAUCUUUUCAGCGACUUUGUUUGGAAAUUAUGUAAUGUUGAAUCCACGAAAGAACCCACUUUAGGGACUACCUUCUUUUCGUAUCAUAUAUUUUAUGAAAAAACCAAAACCUCGUGAAGACAUUUAAAAUACCGUUAACUACUGCUGCAUUGGGCAUAAAAAGAAAAAAAAAAAAACAAGAAAUUAAAGCUUGCUACAUUCAGAAUAGUUGCGCAAUUCAAUUGUAGAUGGUGAUUUAGAUGCGAACACGAGGGGGUGUUGAAAACGAACAACGAGCGCACGCUAUGCAGCUCGGGUGCGGCUCAUCCGCUAAGCCUAUUAAAUAUACAAAAUCACUAGCACUGACAACAAACUGUGACAAUGAAGUGAUUUGCACAUCAUGAUGCAAAGAAACAAAAAAACAACAAAUGAACACACACAAAACCGUGAACUCGACUGGCCGUCCCUGCAAUGCGGGGCGUGCGUCGGAGAAGGUGAGAAUGAGAAGAAGAAGCAGUGUAUUCUUGCGAUUUCGCCGUAAUUUUGCCACUUUAAAAUUUAGUUUUUCACACUCGCCCUCAAGCUGGCUCGUUCGCUAUCAUUUCUUGCAUGCACAGCGUAAUGCCACAACAACAACAACAGCAACAACAAAAUUAGACCGAAAUUACGGGGUGUCAAGCAAUAUGACGCUGAUGAGAUAGCAAACGCGGCGUCACCUCCAAAAAGCGACUAAGUGAAAUUUACACAAAAUGAGAAGAAGAAGAAGAGGAAAAGCAAAAAAAGAAAAUGCCGCGAAAUAGGUGAGAGGUGUUGUAGUGUGGCGCAGUGAGCGCAAUAAGUCGCUUGCCAAAUGCUUAGUGGUGCUACGAAAUGGGAAGCGCCGCGCCGGAAACGUGGCCCUGGCCAGAGCGUAUCUGUGGCUGUGUGACACCAUGGCAUUCAUUUUUGUUUACUUUGUUCAUUUGAGAAUUAUGCACUUUCCGAAAAUACUACUCGGCUGCUUGAAGUGGAAAAGUGGAAAAUUAGUGAAAGCAGCAAGGAUGUUGGCAGCCCAAAAGCACCACCACCAGCUAGCUAGCUAAGACAAAGUAAAAGCGUCGCGAGUGUCACGAGAGUGUGAGCUCGCUUUUUCUAUCUGGCGAAUUUGUGAACUUAUCGCACUUUUGCAAGGUUGCAUUUGAAAGACCAGCAUUUGACAGUGUCAAAAAUAUACGCUGCGUAAUGAGUUCUUAUUGUUGCCGUGCGCCAUGCUUUGUGCAGCAACUAAAUUAAGUUGUUUGCUCAAGUAGCAGAUUUCAUGAACUAAGCAGUUUUGCUAGUUGCUCUGGGAAGUUUGAAAGUCUUCAGUUUCGGUUUUUGGAUUUUUUACUGGAUGAUAUUCCUAUAUUUUAUAGAAAGGACUCGAACGAAAUCGUCGAAUCUGACCAUCAUGAGUGAGCACUGUUUUAAUUGCCCGGGUGCUCAAAAUGUCUAAGUACUAGCACGUUUGGACCCACUUAAAUAAGACUGAAUGCUAGAGUAGCACGAUAUAGGGGUACCAUACGAGUUAAUUCAAAAAUCCUCACUUACCGAAUUUUCAUUCGAUGCUGCUGAGUCGCAAAGAAAUCGAAAUAUUUUUGAAACUGAUGCUUGCGGUUGACGAAAAGUGAUUCACUAACGACAACAUCGAGCAAAAACUGUCAUGGUCGAAUCGCUGUGAGGCGGCUCAAACUGUGACUAAGCCAUGACUGACGGUCAUGAAUGUUUUGCUGUGUGUUUCAGAUUUUGAGAUUAGCAGGGAAAUAAAAAGACAGCGGCUACGCUGGCUAGGUCAUGUUGUCCGAAUGGACGAAAACAUUCCAGCUCUGAAAGUGUUCGAUGCAGUAUCCGCCGGAGGAAGCCGAGGAAGGGAAAGGCCUCCACUCCGUUGGAUUGACCAGGUGGAGAGCGAUCUGGUUACACUUGGAAUCUCCAACUGGCGCCGAACUGCGAAGGAAAGAGAGGAGUGGAGCGCUCUCAGCUAUUCGGCUAUAACCGGCUAAACGGUUCAAAGCCAAUUACAUACAUACAUACUGUCACCAAUGGGGCCCUCUAAAGAAAGCAAACUCUGGUGUAGUUCUGUUCAAUUUCGGCCACACACGUCGAUAGUGACUAGCCAAAAGCUCCGAGAGCUUGGUUGGUUCUCAUGUAACCACCUUACAGUCUAGAUAUGAUAUCAAAUGAUUACUACUUGGUCCUGUUUAUGGCGAAUAGUUGUGAUGGUGUUAGACUCAAGCGUAGUUUGUGAAAAUCGAAUGUCUCUGUUUUUGUCAAUAGGUAUAAUUACCUUCCGAAAGUCAACAAGUUCAAACAAGAACAAAAAGGUGUGUUCCUACUUUCCUACAUAAAAUUCUCAAUUCAAUGCAAACAUAAUGGAUUGUUUUAACAGACCUCUUAUAAAUAAUAUUUCGCGGUUAAUACAAUUUUCUUAAAAGUUUCGACUGAGAAUUUAGGCCAGAAAGUAUUGAUGCUAGUGGCGAAGGCGGCACUGUUAUCUGUAUAGUCUCGUGUCUAUUCCGAACCUUACCGAUUCCAAUCGAUGAGAUUUUAAUGUAGAGAACAUUUUCCAGAGCAAUGGUUAGUUUUGAAAAUAACCGCAAUAUCCGAUAAUCGAUCUAGUCGAGCAAGUCAAACUUGAUGUUCCGCACUGUUUCGGUAUUAUAAUUACUCCCGAUUUUAAAUAGUAUCUUCUAAUUUUAGCUCUGACGUCAUGUAGUGGAAUAUUUUUUAAUCCGUUUAAUAAUAUAUUAACGUAUCUAGUAAAUACCAGUAGGGUCUUUAUUUUUUUAAUGCUACGAAUAAUUUUGAAAUAUAGUAUGUGUAUAUGGUUGUAAAGUUUGAUGAAGCUUGACGAAAGUCACGCUAACCAUGCAUGAUUUAACUGUACAUGGAUUGAAAAAUUUUUGUAAAUAUUAGAUUUUUAAUCAUCAGUAUCGAAAGAGGCAAGAUUGGCUAAUGAUUUCAUUCGCCCAACAUAAUUCAAACAUAAUUAUUUUAGACACGCAUUUUUAGCUAUUUCUAACUUAUAAGGCAUGAAGAACUAAAAAAUCGGUUUUAGUAAUAACAAGUUGGUCCAAUUGAGUGCUAGAAAACAAUAAUGUUCUUUAACGACGUGCAACGACAUAAACAAUUUAUCACCUAUAUUUUAAUACUAUUGUUCGUGAGUGAGAAUUAUAGUUUGAAUGUAAGAGCUAGUCGUGUACAGGAAGAAUCGAAAAAUGAUGCGGAUGCCGGGCGUAGUUUUCGCAUUCAUGCCACAGACUUGAAGUGCGCCCACGUAGUACCGGAUAUUAUUGAAAGUUUCGAUUGUCAAUUGGCCUGGCGCAAUAAUCGCUCGUAUAGCUCCGGUUCGCUGGUGCUGCGACAACCUGUCAACAAUUUGAGAGCUAAUGCUGUGCUCGAUAUCUAUCAGCCAAAUGGACGACUAACCAAUAUUUUCAAUAUAACUGUUGAUUGCUGUUCUCUUUUGUCCAGCGGUAAACAUGGUUUGAAGCUAUUUGAUAAUUUGCUGAAGAUAUUUUUUGCUCAAGUCAAUGAGCGGCCGACUUGCCCCUUGAAAGCGCAUUUUAAUUACACCGUCACCGAUUUCUAUGUGAACGAAUCAAUUUUGCCAGCAUAUAUACCGAAGACUAGAUUUCGUAGCGGUCUUUACUUGAGCACAAUGGGGCGACCAGCUGCACGCGUCGUAGUUUUGGGCAAAAUUUUGAAAUUAAAUUAAUAUGUACAUAUAUAUAUAUACCUAUAUAUUCCGUUUAAAGAGUUUAAAAAUCAUCAAGAACUGGAAAUAACAAACUAUCAUUUGGGCUUAUUUUGGAAUGCUACUAAGAGAUUAGAUCAUCUUUUCCGAACUGGUUUGAGUUUUCUGCAUGUGGUUUUCUUAUACUUCUAUAUAUUCUAUUCUACUUCUAUAUAUUCUAUAAUCGAUAACUUUAAAUAUCUAUAAAUAAAAAAUUAUUAGCGAAAAUUGUUCGAAAUUAGUCGAUACCACUUCGUUACCAGUUCGGUGUUAUGUUGAAACUAGUACCGACACUGUGUAAGGUUAGAUAGGAUCUAUUUCAAAACAAUCUUGUUUUUAAUUUCAAAAUAACUCGUUUAUUCGAUAUUAAUAUAAUAUUAAUGUGAUAUCGAUAUUAAUGUGAUAUCAGGUUAGAUAUUCCUUUCAACCAGAGACCACUUGAAAGCUAUUUUAAGGAACGUUUUGUCAAACAAACUGUUCGUCAAGUAUACAACGCAUGUUGACGAAGUUUUAGACGUCACGGAAUACAAUUUAAACAACGGUAAAUUCUAUAAAUAUCGGCGAAAGUACAUAGGACAGUUCAUUGGUUUUUCGGAGACCACAUAAACUUAGCUAUUUAGCCUCAAAGAACAGAACAGGAGAGGUCUUUUAAUUUCAUAGAUGUUUCACUCGAUAUUGUUGAAGAGCUUGAGUGGUCCAUUUUGAUUUCAUUCAAUAGCAGCGCUAAUUUAUAAGGGUAUAGGAAAAUCGAACGGACAAAAAUGUUAAGUCAAACUUUGAGAAUUCUUGCUAGGUAAACGUUGAGUUUUAUGAAUCUGAUAUCAUGUAGUGCCACGCUUGGAUAUUCCUUCAUUGAUAUAAUUUCUCAUCGAUUUGUUAUUGCGUGUAUAGUUGAAUCGCAUUGAACAAAAAACUGAGAUAGCUAGCUAGUUACCAUUUCAAUGAGCUUUGCAAUGAGUAAUAUACCAAAGAGAUCAAGGUGACGAGUAGAUUUGAAAACCGGAUGUCUGUCCGUCCGUCCGUCUGCCCGUCUGUGCAAGCUGUAACUUGAGUAAAAAUUAAAAUAUCUUGACGAAACUUGGCAUAAAUAUUCCUUGGCACCAUAAGAAGAUCAAGUUCGAAAAUGGACAAAAUCGGACCAUUGCCACGCCCACAAAAUGGCGAAAACCAAGAACACAUAAAGUGUCAUAACUAAGCCAUAAAUGGAGAUAUAAAAGUAAAAUUUGGAAUAAAGGAUCGCACUAGGAGGGGGCAUAUUUGGAUAUAAUUUUUUCAAAUCGGUUAUUUGUUUUUAACUCGCAAACUAAUAAAGCUAUAUAAACCAAACUUUCUGCAGUCGGUUCUCUUACGUACCCCAUCACACACCAUGAAAAUAGUUGAAAUCGGAUAAUAACCACGCCCACCUCCCAUACAAAGGUUAGGUUGAAAAUUACCAAAAGUGGGUUAACUCAGUAACGAAAAACGUCAGAAACACUAAAUUUUGCAGAAGAAAUAGAUGAAGGGAGCUGUAGUUAGAUUUUUUUACAAAAUUGAAAAUGGGCGUGGCAUAUCCCACUUAUGGGUCCAAAACCAUAUCUCAGGAACUACUCGACCGAUUCGAAUGAAAUUCGGUAUAUAAUAUUUUCUUGACACCCUGAUAACUCGCAUGGAAUGGGCGAAAUCGGUUCACAACCCCUUUCCCUAUAACUAAAUUUUGAAAUCCAUCUUAUUCCUUCACUUUAUAAUGUAAACAUAAGGAACCAAUGAAGAUAACGGAAUAAAACUUUACACAAUUAGUGCAUAUCAUCUCUGGCUUCACUUGUGAAAAAAUUGUCGAAAUCGGACCAUAACUUUUCUAGGCCCCAGAUAUCGAACAUGUUGAACUCAGCGCAUAAAAAUAAAUUUUAACCGAAAAUAUGGAUAAAUCUCUCAGAUAUAUCAAUUUAAUUCAGAGGAAAUUGUUUUCUUUUAAUAGUGUGUCUCUGUUCCAAAAAUUAUUAAACUCGGGUCAUAACAUUUCCAUAUACCUCAUUGUAGGUUUUUCAAAAGUAUCUUCUCCUAGCUCCCAUAUACCUAAUUAUAGGUUUUUCAAAAAUACGGUGAGCUUUAUUCCGCAUAUAUGUAUUGGUUAAAUUUCUUCAAUAAAUUGCGAGAGUAUAAAAUGUUCGGUUGCACCCGAACUUAGCCUUUCCUUACUUGUUUUUCUAAAUAUUAUCUCUUUCAAAUGUUGGCCACGACUCCAAAAUCUGAAUCGAAACUUGUUUGUUCGCAUAGACUUUAAGACUUUACAUAUCCCCGAAGGAAAAAGUCUAGGUGUGAUACCACACGAUCUUGGUGGCAAAUCGACCGGUCCAAUGCGGGAAAUUAACUGUUUAUUCUGGUUUAUUCGGUCUCAAAUUAUCCAGUAAUAAAUGUUGGGUCUCAAAAUAGGUGAUUGUGUUGCGAAUAGUAUGCUGAGUUUAUUAUUUUGACCAUAAGUUGAGCGAAGCAUAGGUAACUCAUUCUUUACAGAACGUGAAUUUUUGUAAUAGAGUUGAAAAAAUUGUAAACGAUGUUCAGGCGUAAGUCUUUCCAUGAUGAUACGCAAAAAAAUGCUUCUACUUGGAUCACCCGAUAGUUGAACGUUGUUGUUGCUUUCACUCCAACAGAGAGAGAGAGAGAGUACAGCAUUCAAGCAAAGAGAGCAGUGCGACCCAGUUGAUCACAGCUUUGAUAUACAACCCGUCGCUUACCAAUCUUCUUCUUCUUCUUGACUGGCGUAGACACCGCUUACGCGGUUAUAGCCGAGUCCAAAACAGCGCGCCACGCAUCUCUCCUUCUGGCAGUUUGGCGCCAAUUGGUUAUUCCAAGCGAAGCCAGGUCCCUCUCCACCUGGUCCUUCCAUCGGAGUGGAGGUCUCCCUCUUCAUCUGCUUCCACCAGCGGGUACUGCAUCGAAUACUUUCAGAGCUGGAGCACCUUCAUCCAUUCGAACAACAUGUCCUAGCCAGCGUAGCCGCUGUCUUUUUAUUCGCUGGACUAUGUCUAUGUCGUCGAAUAACACAUACAGCUCAUCGUUCCAUCGUCUGCGGUAUUCGCCGUUGCCAAUUCUUAAGGGACCAUAAAUCUUCCGCAAAACCUCUCUCGAAAACUCCUAUUUCCGUCUCAUCGGAUGUUGACAUCGUCCACGCUUCUGCACCGUAAAGUAGGACGGGAAUGA